Silurus meridionalis is the source of this 7569-nucleotide messenger RNA. RefSeq names its product acetyl-CoA carboxylase alpha (gene acaca). The coding region runs from base 193 to 7377 and encodes 2394 amino acids. The transcript has 55 exons. Gene Ontology annotation, molecular function: acetyl-CoA carboxylase activity; ATP binding; metal ion binding. The record is from RefSeq and is a predicted model, not a curated record. NCBI's taxonomy places the organism in Eukaryota, Metazoa, Chordata, Actinopteri, Siluriformes, Siluridae. Gene Ontology annotation, biological process: fatty acid biosynthetic process.
CUGUGAUGAAGUCGCUGUCAGAGCGGCGCUCGAGCGCGGUGGUGGGACGAGAGAAAUCAUAUAUAAGCUGUAAAUAAAUAUAUAUAUAUAUAUAUAUAUAUAUAUAAAAUAACAUUCGUCGGGAAUUACCGCUUCAGAAUAGCGUGCCGACUCAUUUCUCACGUGUUCGGAGCCUGCCAGUGUCGUCCGUCCAUGGCGGAGCAGGAUCCCCAGACGGAGAAGCCCCCUCCCGCCUCACACUUCACCAUCGGGUCUGUGUCGGAGGACAACUCCGAGGAUGAGAUUCAGUGCAAGUCAGAGCUCUCCACGGAGGACAAGGAGCGCUCGGCGUCUCCGUCCUCGGUCAGCUCGGACAGCACUUUCGAAAGCCUGGACGGGCCGCUGCACAACAUGAGACCUAGCAUGUCUGGUCUGCACCUGGUGAAGCAGGGUCGUGAUCGCAGACGUGCAGAUCUGCAAAGAGACUUUACAGUAGCCUCGCCUGCUGAGUUCGUCACCCGCUUCGGAGGAAACAAAGUCAUCGAGAAGGUCCUCAUCGCUAAUAACGGCAUCGCCGCUGUAAAGUGCAUGCGCUCCAUCCGCCGUUGGGCGUACGAGAUGUUUCGGAACGAGCGCGCCAUCCGAUUCGUCGUCAUGGUCACCCCGGAGGAUUUGAAGGCCAAUGCGGAAUAUAUCAAAAUGGCUGAUCAUUAUGUACCUGUCCCUGGAGGAACCAACAACAACAACUACGCUAACGUCGAGCUCAUUUUGGACAUUGCUAAGCGGAUUCCAGUUCAGGCUGUAUGGGCUGGGUGGGGUCACGCCUCAGAAAACCCCAAACUCCCAGAACUCCUGCACAAGAACGGCAUUGCCUUCAUGGGUCCUCCCAGUCAGGCGAUGUGGGCUUUGGGAGAUAAGAUUGCAUCAUCUAUUGUGGCACAGACAGCUGGCAUUCCAACUCUACCAUGGAGUGGAAGAGGGUUAACUGUCGAGUGGACGGAGAGCGACCAGAAGAAGCGAAUCAUCAACGUGCCCAAUGAGCUGUAUGAGCAGGGCUGCAUCCAGGACAUAGAGGCUGGUCUAAAGGCUGCAGAGAAAGUGGGCUACCCGGUGAUGAUCAAAGCAUCAGAGGGCGGAGGAGGGAAAGGUAUCCGCAAGGUCAACAGCGCCGACGACUUCCCCAACCUCUUCCGACAGGUGCAAACGGAGGUGCCCGGGUCGCCCAUCUUUGUCAUGCGGCUCGCCAAGCACGCCCGCCAUCUGGAGGUGCAGAUCCUGGCCGAUCAGUAUGGCAGCGCCAUCUCGCUGUUCGGCCGAGACUGCUCCGUUCAGCGCAGGCAUCAGAAGAUCAUCGAGGAGGCGCCGGCCACCAUCGCCACCUCAGACGUCUUUGAGAAUAUGGAGAGGUGUGCAGUGAAACUGGCAAAAAUGGUGGGUUACGUGAGCGCGGGAACAGUCGAAUACCUCUACAGUCAAGACGGCAGUUUUUACUUCUUGGAGUUGAACCCGCGCCUGCAAGUGGAACAUCCCUGCACCGAAAUGGUGGCUGAUGUGAACCUGCCUGCUGCUCAGCUUCAGAUCGCCAUGGGCAUCCCUCUGCACCGCAUUAAGGACAUCCGCAUGAUGUAUGGCGUGCAGCCGUGGGGAGACUGCCUCAUCGACUUCGAGGCGCUCUCGACCGCCCCGUCUCCACGAGGGCACGUUAUCGCGGCUCGUAUCACCAGCGAGAAUCCAGAUGAGGGUUUCAAGCCGAGCUCGGGCACGGUGCAGGAGCUGAACUUCCGCAGCAAUAAGAACGUGUGGGGUUACUUCAGCGUGGCCGCCGCCGGAGGCCUGCACGAGUUCGCCGACUCGCAGUUCGGCCACUGCUUCUCCUGGGGGGAAAACCGUGAAGAAGCCAUCUCAAACAUGGUGGUGGCUCUGAAAGAGCUCUCGAUCAGAGGAGACUUCAGGACCACGGUGGAGUAUCUGAUCAAACUGUUGGAGACCGAGUGCUUUCAGCACAACAGCAUUGACACGGGCUGGUUGGACCGCCUCAUCUCAGAGAAAAUGCAGGCCGAGCGUCCAGACACCAUUCUGGGGAUAGUGAGCGGUGCACUGCAUGUAGCAGAUGUGAGCUUCAGAAACAGCGUGUCCAACUUCCUGCAUUCUCUCGAGAGGGGUCAGGUGUUGGCAGCACACACUCUUCUGAACACGGUCGACACCGAGCUCAUCUACGAAGGCAUAAAAUACGUGCUGAAGGUCACCCGGCAGUCUCCGAACUCCUACGUGCUCAUCAUGAACAACUCGUCAGUGGAGGUGGACGUGCACCGGCUCAGCGACGGCGGCCUGCUGCUGUCCUACGAUGGGAGCAGCUACACCACCUACAUGAAGGAGGAAGUAGACCGGUAUCGCAUCACCAUUGGCAAUAAGACGUGUGUGUUUGAGAAGGAGAACGACCCGUCGCUGCUGCGCUCUCCGUCUGCUGGGAAACUCAUCCAGUAUACCGUGGAGGAUGGGGGUCAUGUGUUUGCGGGCCAGUGCUACGCUGAAAUCGAGGUGAUGAAGAUGGUGAUGACGCUGACCGCAGCAGAAUCCGGAUGUAUACACUAUGUAAAGCGAGCUGGAGCCGUGCUGGAGCCGGGCUGCGUUAUAGCCAAACUGCAGCUGGACGAUCCCAGCCGAGUGCAGCAGGCGGAGCUGCAUACAGGAGCAUUGCCCACCGUUCAGGCUGUGGCACUCCGAGGGGAAAAGCUGCACAGAGUCUUCCACAACACUCUCGACCACCUGGUGCACAUCAUGAACGGCUUCUGCCUGCCUGAGCCCUUCUUCAGUGCCAGACUGAUUGAGUGGGUGGAGCGGCUGAUGAAGACCCUCCGAGAUCCGUCAUUGCCUCUGCUGGAGCUGCAGGACAUCAUGACAAGUGUAUCGGGUCGAAUCCCCCCCGCUGUAGAGAAGUCCAUCAAGAAGGAGAUGGCGCAGUAUGCGAGUAACAUUACCUCUGUGCUCUGCCAGUUCCCCAGCCAACAGAUUGCCAACAUCCUGGACAGCCACGCCGCCACGCUGAACAGGAAGUCUGAGCGCGAGGUUUUCUUCAUGAACACGCAGAGCAUCGUGCAGCUCGUCCAGAAAUAUCGCAGCGGUAUCCGCGGCCACAUGAGGGCGGUGGUGAUGGAUUUGCUCAGGCAGUACCUCAAGGUGGAGGUGCAGUUUCAGCAUGGUCACUACGACAAGUGUGUGUUUACGUUGCGUGAAGAGAACAAAGGCGACAUGGCCAAUGUGCUUAACUACAUCUUCUCCCACGCCCAAGUCACCAAGAAGAACUCUUUGGUCACCAUGCUGAUCGAUCAGUUGUGUGGGCGGGACCCGACCCUGACCGAUGAGCUCAUGGCCAUCCUUACCGAGCUUACACAGCUAAGCAAGACCACCAACGCCAAAGUGGCUCUGCGUGCACGCCAGGUGCUCAUCGCAUCUCACCUGCCUUCAUACGAGCUGCGCCACAACCAGGUGGAGUCCAUCUUCCUCUCUGCCAUCGACAUGUACGGCCAUCAAUUCUGCAUCGAGAACCUGCAGAAGCUCAUUCUGUCCGAGACGUCCAUUUUUGACGUGCUGCCCAACUUCUUCUACCACAGUAACCAGGUGGUCCGAAUGGCCGCGCUAGAGGUGUAUGUUCGGAGAGCAUACAUCGCAUACGAGCUCAACAGCGUCCAGCACCGGCAGCUGAGGGACAACACGUGCAUCGUGGAGUUCCAGUUCAUGCUGCCCACGUCGCAUCCCAACAGAGGGAACAUCCCCACUCUAAACAGGAAACUUUCUGCACCACUACUGGACAACAAAACGAAAACUAGAACAGCAAAACGUAGAGCCAGUGAUGCUAACAUGCCCACGACUAGCUAUCACACGUCUACGGCUAGCACAGCUACGUCUAAUGAGAUUGCAGACAGAAUGUCCUUCUCAUCCAACCUGAACCACUACGGCAUGGUGCACGUAGCCAGUGUGAGCGACGUUCUGCUAGACACCUCCUUCACGCCGCCAUGCCAGCGAAUGGGAGCCAUGGUGUCCUUCCGCUCCUUCCAGGAAUUCACCAGAAACAUUAACGACGUCCUGAGCUGCUUUACGGACUCUCCGCCUACCAGCCCCUCUUUCCCUGAGGGUGGAAACCCUGUACUGUAUGGAGAGGAAGACAACAAGAGCCUCCUCGACGAACCCAUCCACAUCCUGAACGUCGCUAUAAAGACCGACAGCGACAUCGAUGAUGAAGGUUUGGCGGCGAUAUUCCGCGAGUUCACUCAGUCCAAGAAAUCGAUGCUGUUUGAGCACGGCAUCCGGCGCCUCACCUUCCUCGUAGCGCAAAAGGAUUUCAGAAAACAGAUCAACUGUGAGGUGGACCAGAGGUUCCAUAGGGAGUUCCCGAAAUUUUUCACCUUCCGGGCAAGAGACAAGUUUGAAGAAGACCGGAUCUACAGGCACCUGGAGCCGGCGUUGGCCUUCCAGCUGGAGCUGAACCGCAUGCGUAACUUCGCGCUCACCGCCAUCCCAUGCGCCAACCACAAGAUGCACCUGUACCUGGGCGCCGCCCGCGUCGAGGUGGGCACCGAGGUCACUGAUUACCGCUUCUUCGUACGCGCCAUCAUUCGCCACUCGGACUUGGUCACCAAGGAAGCAUCUUUUGAGUAUCUGCACAACGAAGCAGAGAGACUGCUUUUGGAAGCCAUGGACGAGCUGGAGGUGGCCUUCAACAACACCACCGUGCGCACCGACUGCAACCACAUCUUCCUCAACUUCGUCCCCACCGUCAUCAUGGAUCCCUCAAAGAUCGAAGAGUCUGUGCGCUCCAUGGUGAUGCGUUACGGCAGCCGCCUUUGGAAACUGCGCGUGCUCCAGGCCGAGCUGAAGAUCAACAUCCGGCUCACGCCCACGGGCAAGCAGAUCCCCAUCCGCCUGUUCCUGACCAACGAGAGCGGCUACUACCUGGACAUCAGUCUGUACAAGGAGGUCACGGACUCGCGCACGGGACAGGUGGGGCCCAAUGACCGCCAGAUCAUGUUCCAGGCGUACGGAGAUAAGCAGGGACCCCUUCAUGGCAUGCUGAUAAACACACCGUACGUCACCAAAGACCUUCUGCAGUCCAAACGCUUCCAGGCCCAGAGCCUCGGCACCACUUACGUCUACGACCUGCCUGAGAUGUUCAGACAGGCACUGAAAAAGCUGUGGCAGUCUAUGGAUGCGUUUGCUCACCUGCCCAAGUGCCCCCUGCCCCCUGAGCUCCUCACCUUCACUGAGCUGGUGCUGGACUCUCAGGGCCAGCUGGUGCAGCUGAACCGCCUGCCCGGGGGCAACGAGAUCGGCAUGGUGGCGUGGCGGAUGACACUGCGGACACCCGAGUACCCCGCGGGCCGCGACAUCAUCGUGAUCAGCAACGACAUCACUCACAAGAUCGGCUCGUUCGGGCCGCAGGAGGACGUCCUCUUCCAGCAGGCGUCGGAGAUGGCGCGCGAGAGCGGCAUCCCGCGCAUCUACAUCGCUGCCAACAGCGGCGCCCGCAUCGGCCUGGCCGAGGAGAUCAGACACAUGUUCCACGUGGCCUGGCAGGACCCGGUCGACCCCUACAAGGGAUUUAAGUACCUCUACCUCACACCUCAGGACUAUAAGAAGGUCUCGGCACUGAACUCUGUGCACUGCGAGCAUGUGGAGGACGAAGGGGAAUCGAGGUAUAAGAUCACAGACAUCAUCGGAAAAGAGGAAGGCUUGGGUGUAGAGAACCUGAGAGGCUCAGGGAUGAUCGCUGGAGAAUCUUCACUUGCUUAUGAUAAGAUCAUCACCAUGAACCUGGUGACGUGCAGGGCCAUAGGGAUCGGCGCCUACCUGGUGCGUCUCGGCCAGAGGACCAUCCAGGUGGAGAACUCUCAUAUCAUCCUGACGGGAGCUGGAGCCCUCAACAAGGUUCUCGGCCGUGAGGUUUACACGUCUAAUAACCAGCUGGGAGGCGUGCAGAUCAUGCACAACAACGGCAUCACGCACACUACGGUGUGUGACGACUUCGAGGGCGUUUACACUCUGCUGCAGUGGUUAUCUUACAUGCCGAAGAACACGUCUGUCAGUGUGCCGCUUCUGGCAGCCAAGGACCCUGUUGAUCGACCGGUGGAGUUCGUACCCACCAAAGCACCUUAUGACCCUCGAUGGAUGUUGGCAGGGCGAGCCAAUCAGAACCCUAAAGGAGCUUGGGUAAACGGUUUCUUUGACUACGGCUCGUUCAUGGAGAUCAUGCAGCCGUGGGCACAGAGUGUGGUGGUGGGCAGAGCCAGGUUAGGAGGCAUCCCAGUCGGCGUGGUAGCCGUGGAGACGAGAACAGUCGAGCUGUCCAUUCCAGCAGAUCCGGCUAAUCUGGACUCGGAAGCCAAAAUCAUCCAGCAGGCUGGUCAGGUAUGGUUCCCCGACUCGGCGUUUAAGACGGCUCAGGCUAUUAAAGACCUGAACCGCGAAGGACUUCCACUCAUGGUGUUCGCCAACUGGAGAGGCUUCUCCGGGGGCAUGAAAGACAUGUACGACCAGGUGCUGAAGUUCGGUGCGUACAUUGUGGACGGCCUGAGGGAGUACAGACAACCGGUGCUGGUCUACAUCCCACCUCAAGCCGAGCUCCGUGGAGGAUCCUGGGUAGUGAUCGACCCCACCAUCAAUCCACGCCACAUGGAGAUGUACGCAGACAAGGACAGCCGAGGUGGCGUGCUGGAGCCCGAGGGGACGGUGGAGAUCAAGUUCAGGAAAAAGGAUCUGGUCAAGACGAUGCGACGUGUCGAUCCCAUCUACAUGGGUCUGGCUGAGAGACUUGGCACGCCGGAGUUAAACGUAUCAGAGCGUAAGGAGCUGGAGGGCAAACUGAAGGAGCGAGAAGAGUUCCUGCUGCCCAUCUACCAUCAAGUAGCAGUGCAGUUUGCCGACUUGCACGACACGCCGGGACGCAUGCAGGAGAAAGCAGUCAUCACUGACGUGCUGGAGUGGCGCACAUCGAGGCAGUUCUUUUACUGGCGUCUACGGCGGCUUCUGCUGGAGGACACGGUGAAGAGGAAGAUCCAGCAGGCGAACAGCGAGCUGACCGACGGCCAGGUGCAGGCCAUGCUGCGGCGCUGGUUCGUUGAGGCAGAGGGCGCUGUGAAGGCGUAUUUAUGGGACAGCAAUGAGGACGUGGUGGACUGGUUGGAGAGGCAGCUCACUGAGGAAGAAGGAGCGCGGUCCAUCAUCGACGAGAACAUCAAGUACAUCCGCAGGGACCACAUUCUCAAACAGAUCCGCAGUCUGGUCCAGGCGAACCCUGAGGUGGCCAUGGACUCCAUCGUGCACAUGACGCAGCACAUUUCCCCCACGCAAAGGGCCGAGGUGGUGCGCAUCCUCUCCACCAUGGACGCCCCGAACUCGUCCUGAGCAACACACCGCUACACACACUUGCCCGAGAGGAGCCGACGCACCUGCACCUGCACGCCGGCUAUGAUUCUGAACUGUAAAUGUAUUGUCUCUCGGUGGUACGUUUGGAGAACGACUCCAAGUUUGUCGUAGAAUUGCACUUGAUGUAACGUGUAAAUGAAAAAAACUAGAUAAAAGCAGAGACCAAUGUGA